Oncorhynchus keta (chum salmon) is the source of this 1021-nucleotide messenger RNA. RefSeq lists its product as uncharacterized. The record is from RefSeq and is a predicted model, not a curated record. Bases 120 to 740 code for a protein of 206 amino acids. The transcript is spliced from 6 exons. Lineage: Eukaryota; Metazoa; Chordata; Actinopteri; Salmoniformes; Salmonidae.
GAAAGUCCUAAAAGCAGGGUUGACGUUUGAAAGCGCUUCAUUCGCAGCGGAACGCAGUGAACAGAAAUCUGUUUUACAUCCAUUUUAAUGACUACACAACAAAGAGGAAUUCUGGCGAAAUGGUGUCAAUCUUCGCUGUGCAUGUGGUGUUUCUGCUGACUAGAUGUGCCAGCUUCCUGUCCAUGCACUGUAACUGUUCUCAAGCUCCCAAUGGUACAACAACCUAUCACCUCUCAGAGCCCCCGCCUUCAAUGAAUUGUGAAACAGAGUGGGCAUAUCCAAAUGGAUCCACGCUGACCUUUAAAGGUGAAACAAAUGCAAAUCAGGUUCUGGGUCUGACCAGACAGUCCAUCACUACCACAGUCUGUCUGGGCAGCCUGAAGUAUACGGUGGACUGUGUAAAGCCUCAGGUGGUGAAUAAAGUAGAAUGUAACUGCACCAUGGAACCAAGAAGCCCCUCUAAUCCUGACCACAUCAAGGAUGUCAGACCAGAUGCAGGGUUUUCAUGCUCAACAGUUUCCUGUGUGUAUCAAGAAUGGUUCAUCAACGAAAGGACAUCCAGCCAACUUGACACAACCAUGGGAAGCAUUGGAGUCAACAUGGGCCAGCAUCCCUGUGGAACGCUUUUGCCCGUGCCCCAACGAAUUGAUGCUGUUCUGAGAGCAAUAUUACGUUUUGUACACUCCAUGUAUAUGUCUACCACCAUGAGUCAAGGCAGAAAGAUGGUGACCUCUAUAUGACUUCUGAAUGACUGCCAUUUUGGAUUUCAGUGUUUCUGUCAACUUACCCCCUCCUACUAUUUACCCUAGCUAUGUCCCCAUGUUCAUCCACUCUCUCAAUUCAAUAUAAUUUCAAUUUAAGGGCUCUAUUGGCAUGGGAAACAUGUUUACAUUGUCAAAGCAAAUUAAAUACAUAAUAAACAUGAAAUUAACAAUACAAAAAUGAAUAGUAAAUAUUAUACACAAGUUCUAAAAGAAUAAUGAUAUUUCAAAUGUCAUUAUGUCUAUAUACAGUGUUGUAA